Molecule: messenger RNA, 379 nt
Organism: Scaptodrosophila lebanonensis
Lineage: Eukaryota; Metazoa; Arthropoda; Insecta; Diptera; Drosophilidae
Gene: Ccdc56
Product: cytochrome c oxidase assembly factor 3, mitochondrial
Exons: 1
Coding region: 72-341 (89 amino acids)
Biological process (GO): mitochondrial respiratory chain complex IV assembly
Cellular component (GO): mitochondrial inner membrane
Source: RefSeq, a predicted model, not a curated record
ACUAAGAAGUUUCACUCAUGUGGAUGUGGGUUUCAUAAUUGUUUUUGCCGGAAAUUCAGGAAAUACGUAUAAUGUCGUCGGCGUCGGGAGAGGGACCCAAAAUUAAGUACGCAGAGAACGCGCCGAAACUAGGAAAAUCACAGCUGGAAUUCAUGAAACUCAUUGAGGAGCAAAACUUGGAUCGAGUUCAGAAAUUAAAACGUGUGCGUCGCAACAACUUACUUACCGCAGGAGCUCUGGGUUUUUCGGUGCUUGCCAUCUACGGAUAUUCCAUAUUCUCAGUGCAACAAGAGAAGUUCUUAGACGACUUUGACGAGCCGAAGAAGGUGAACACCAACUGAGUUCGACCUUCUCUUACACUUUUAUUGUUACGCUAUAG